This is a messenger RNA of Manis pentadactyla (Chinese pangolin), 2172 nucleotides long. RefSeq names its product autophagy related 4D cysteine peptidase (gene ATG4D). Bases 259 to 1809 code for a protein of 516 amino acids. The record is from RefSeq and is a predicted model, not a curated record. Gene Ontology annotation, molecular function: protein-phosphatidylethanolamide deconjugating activity. The transcript has 10 exons. NCBI's taxonomy places the organism in Eukaryota, Metazoa, Chordata, Mammalia, Pholidota, Manidae.
AGGGGCUCGAACGCUCCUGGGCGUUGCGAUAAGUCGGACGGGUGUGUGGGCCGAGGGGCGCCGCGGGCAGGAGCCGCGUCUACAGGCCCCCGCGCGGCCCGGAACCAGGCCCGCCGCCCCAGGCUGGGGGCCGGGCCAGGGCGGGGCGUCCGGCCGUGUCACGCCCGCCUCCCUCCCUGCCUCCCGGGGCCAGGCCCGCUAAAAUGGCGGCGGCGGCGGCGACGGCGACGGCGACGGCGACGGCGACGACAGCGACCCAUGCGAGGCCCGGGGACCUGGCCGCCGCGCCCGGGACCGACUAGCGCCUUCCUGCGCGCCCGCGUCCCGGCCGCGUCCCGGGCCCCGGGGGCGCUCGCGCGCGCUCCCCGGGCCGCCGGCCUCCCUCCCAGCGCGCCAAUGAACUCCGUGUCGCCGGCCGCCGCGCAGUACCGCAGCGGGAGCCCGGAGGACGCGCGCCGGCCCGAGGCCCGUAGGCCACGAGCCGUCCGGGCCCCCGACCCCAACGGCCUGGCGCCCUCUGCAGCCGGUGGCCCCGCUCUCGGCUCGUCCAGGGCCGCCCCGGGGGAGCCGGACGAAAUGAACAAGUUUAAGGCGAAGUUCCUGAGCGCCUGGAACAACGUCAAGUACGGUUGGGCGGUUAAAAGCCGGACCAGCUUUAGCAAGAUCUCCAGUGUCCACCUCUGUGGCCGCCGCUACUGUUUCGAGGGCGAGGGUGACAUCCAGCGUUUUCAGCGGGAUUUCAUGUCUCUCCUGUGGCUCACAUACCGCCGGGACUUCCCGCCCCUGGCUGGGGGCAGCCUGACCUCGGACUGCGGCUGGGGAUGCAUGUUACGCAGCGGACAAAUGAUGCUGGCACAGGGCUUGCUGCUGCAUUUCCUGCCCAGAGACUGGACGUGGGCUGGGGGCUCAAGCCUGGGCCCCCCUGAGCCAUCAGGAUUGGCCUCUUCCAACUGGUACCGUGGACCUGCCUGCUGGGUGCCCCCACGUUGGGCCAAGGGUACCCCUGAGCUGGAGCAGGAAUACCAACACCGGCAGAUUGUGUCCUGGUUUGCCGACCACCCGCAGGCUCCCUUCGGCCUACACCGACUUGUGGAGCUUGGGCAGAGCUCAGGCAAGAGGGCGGGUGACUGGUAUGGGCCAUCUCUGGUGGCACACAUACUCAGGAAAGCUGUGGAGAGCUGCUCAGAGGUCACCCACCUGGUUGUAUACGUUUCUCAGGACUGCACAGUGUAUAAGGCGGAUGUGGCACGCCUGGUGGCCAGGCCAGACCCCACAGCUGAGUGGAAGUCUGUGGUCAUCCUGGUGCCAGUGCGGCUGGGUGGUGAGACUCUCAACCCCGUGUACGUGCCCUGCGUGAAGGAGCUCCUGCGGUCAGAGCUGUGCCUGGGCAUCAUGGGGGGCAAGCCUCGGCACUCACUGUACUUCAUUGGCUACCAGGAUGACUUCCUGCUCUACCUGGACCCCCACUACUGCCAGCCCACUGUGGAUGUCAGCCAGGCUGACUUCCCCCUGGAGUCCUUCCAUUGUACCUCACCCCGAAAGAUGGCCUUCACCAAGAUGGACCCGAGCUGCACUGUGGGGUUCUAUGCUGGGGACAGGAAGGAGUUUGAGACACUUUGUUCAGAGCUGACCAGGGUCCUCAGCUGCUCUUCAGUCACGGAGCGCUACCCCAUGUUCACCUUGGCCGAGGGCCACGCUCAGGACCACAGCCUGGAUGACCUCUGCUCCCAGCCCACCCUGCAGCUCCCUCGCUUGGGGCGGCACCUCAAGGCCAAACGCCCAAGCUCUGAGGACUUUGUGUUUUUAUAGAGGGUGGGAAAGGGGAAGAUGAUGAGACACUAUUUAUUUUUUUAUUUAUGUCACACUGGGUGUGGGAGCUUGAACUCCGGGAACAGGGACCUUCCCAUUUUGCCUUGACAAGCGCAGCUGAGACCAGUCCAGGAAACCUCUGGCCGGGGCGUGUGGCCAGGGGCAGCGCCUGCUCCUGGGCCUCUCCUCCUGGGGGCAGGGAGGGAGGGCCCCCGGGCACCCACUCAGGGCCUGACUCAAGUACUGUAGUUUGCACUGGACCUCUGAGGCCACUCACUGGUCCCCAAGCCCCUGUCUUGCCAAGGACUGGUGGCAGUAGGGGGAUCCAUGGCCACUGGAGGCUAAUAAAACCAUUUGACUUGA